Messenger RNA from Darwinula stevensoni, 369 nucleotides. The record is from the annotation of a GenBank genome assembly. Lineage: Eukaryota; Metazoa; Arthropoda; Ostracoda; Podocopida; Darwinulidae.
AGACACGAUAGACAUUGCCGAUCAGAGCAGUAUCGUGUCCACCGUCUAGCGUACAUCUCUAAGGAAGGUCCUCGAGAAGUGGAUUUCACAGAUAUUGGACAGCGAUCUAGCGGUGCUCAGAAAGGAUUCGUCUCCGGCGUGAUAUCUACGUUUGAGACGAAGCAGAGUGAAGGGGAAACAAAAAAUGCCUUGGGAACAGAGCAGAUGAAACAAGAAACUCCAUACGGGAAAGGAGACGAGGUGGCUCAAUAUGAAGGAGGGAAGAAUGUGAAGAUAUUAGAUAAAUCAAAGGCAAGAAAGGAGAAUUGGGAAAGGAACCAGGGAAAGAGGCCCCCCAUUCCGAAGAAAAGAAAGGGGCAGCUGCAUCCA